AUGGCUAGAGCCAUUGAAAGCAGCAAAGAUCAGAAUAAGAAACGCGGUUCCGUUGUGCGCAUCGACCCGGCAACUCUCACACGGAUGGUGAAGCACAUUCUUUCGUUUUCUCAAGCUCUUUCUUGGGGCACCAAGGAACUAAGACAAAACGGAAAGACUGAAACGAUCACAUUCCCAAGACUCACAAGAACACACCCAGUGGAAGUGAUGUUUAUGGAUUACGCAAGAAAGGAGGCAGAGCUCAAGGGAAUUGAGUUCAACGAGGAGCGUCAACCACCUCAAUGCACAACCUACUACCUCCUUGUCAAGCAUUUGACAUCAAAGGCUGAUUAA
Cylindrotheca closterium is the source of this 333-nucleotide messenger RNA. The record is from the annotation of a GenBank genome assembly. Lineage: Eukaryota; Bacillariophyta; Bacillariophyceae; Bacillariales; Bacillariaceae.